Molecule: messenger RNA, 2094 nt
Organism: Linnemannia hyalina
Lineage: Eukaryota; Fungi; Mortierellomycota; Mortierellomycetes; Mortierellales; Mortierellaceae
Source: the annotation of a GenBank genome assembly
AUGAAGGUUUUCUCCCUCGUUGCAGCCGUCGCCCUGGCCUCCGCAGCCUCCGUCUCAGCCCACCGCUCCCACGUCCAGCCCUUCGGCCCCGACCUUGCCCACCAAGAAUACAGCGCCCCUUCUUCUUCCUCCUCCUCGUUCGCACCCUCCACCCCCUUGUUUAGAGGAUCCGCGUCCAACCCUGCAAAGGCCGCCACGGACUUUGUCGAACAACGCCUCACCUCUUCCGACUACAUCGUCAAGAACGCCUACACCUCCAAGCAUAAUGGAGUGACGCAUGUGUACUUCCGUCAGGUGGUUGAUGGACUUGAGGUUGUGAAUGGAGACAUUAAUGUUAACGUUGACAAGGAUGGCCAGGUCAUUUCUUUUGGAAACUCGUUCUACAAGGGUGACAAGGCUCACAACAACGCCUAUAAGGGUGGACGCCGUUUCGGGAAGCGGGACCUGUCGUUUGGAACGAUCAAGGAGUGGAUUAAGCAGGAGACCGAGGAGUUUAUGGAGGAAGAAGGUCGUCAAUUGUCUUUUGGACGCUGGGGUCGUCGUCCUCACCACGAGCGCAAGCCGGAGCAGCCUGCCAAGCCCGAGGGUGUCGUCUCCCCUCAGGAUGCCUUGGCUUCCUUCGCACGAUUCCUCAACGUCGAGAUUCCCCGCCCCGAGGACAUGGAUAUCGUCGCCACCACCUCCGUCCGCGCCGACAAGGCCGAUAUCAUCAUGACCAACUGCCCCCUCACCGCCAACGGCGAGGUCCCCGUCAACCAAGCCUACAUUCAAACCUCCGACGGUGAGCUCAGACUCGUCUACGACUUCAAAGUCGAAAUGAAGGACACCGACAACUGGUUCCACACCCAGGUCGAUGCCAAGACUGGUAAGGUUCUCCAGGUCAUCGACUGGGUCUCGGACGCCACCUACAACGUCUUUCCCAUGGGAAUCAACGACCCCGAGGAGGGCAAGCGCCAGCUGGUCAAGGACCCCCACCACGUCCCCGCCUCUCCUCUCGGAUGGAACCGUCAGUCGCAGGACAAGAACUUUACCACCACCAUCGGAAACAACGUCUUUGCUGGAGAGAACCGCAGGAACGGAAACGACUGGGAGAACAACCCCAAGCCAGAGGGUAAGGUCGGAAAGGAUGGCGAGUUGACCUUUGAUUUCCCCAUCGACUUUGACAAGGAGCCCUCGACCUACAUCGAUGCUGCCGUUACCAACCUGUUCUACUGGAACAACCAGGUCCACGAUGUCUUCCACCACUAUGGCUUCGAUGAGGAGUCCGGCAACUUCCAGGAGAACAACUUUGGAAAGGGAGGUCUGGGUAACGAUGCCGUCAUUGCCAACGCCCAGGACGGCUCUGGAUACAACAACGCCAACUUUGCCACGCCUCCCGAUGGUCAGCACGGUCAGAUGCGCAUGUACGUCUGGGAUAUUACUGACCCCAUGCGCGAUGGAGACUUGGAGUCAGGCAUCAUCAUCCACGAGUACGCCCACGGUAUCUCGACCCGCUUGACCGGAGGACCCGCCAACUCUGGAUGCCUUGGUUGGGGAGAGGCCGGUGGUAUGGGAGAGGGAUGGGGCGAUUUCUUUGCGACCAUGUUCCGCCAGAAGCCCGAGCACGAUUUUAAGUCCGAGUUCACGAUGGGAGCCUACUCUGCUAGCGGAAACGGCAUCCGUCGCUUCCCUUACUCAACCUCGCUCGACACCAACCCCGAGACGUUCAAGAUCAUGGACAAGUCGGAGUACUGGGGUGUCCACGCCAAGGGUGAGGUCUGGGCUGAGAUGCUCUACGAGGUCUACCGUAACCUGAACUUGCGCCUGCCCUUCACCGAGGAGUGGUACACCGACGACAAGACCAAGUACGCCAACACGCUUGUGCUCCAAUUGGUCGUCGAUGGAUUGAAGUUGCAGCCCUGCAUGCCCUCAUUCAUCCAGGCCCGUGACGCUAUUCUUCAGGCCGAGAAGCUCUUGACCAAGGGCGAGUACCAGUGCGAUAUCUGGAGGGCGUUCACCAAGCGCGGCUUGGGCCCCAAGGCUAAGGUUAUUGGUGCCAACUUCCCCUUCGGCACCGUCCGUACCGAGUCCUUUGACCUCCCCAAGAACUGCUAA